GUUAUCAUCAAGCUAAGCAAUUUUGAUCAUGGGAACUUGGGUUCUUGGUUACCCCAUAAUCAAAUUUCCCGCCAUAUCAUUGCUCAAAUGACAUGUCAUUUACCCCAUGUCAGACUGACAAACAACGCCAUUCUUUUCAUUUGUUCUGUGUCGUGUGGAUUUGUAAACACAAAAGUGGAAAAAGUAAACGCAAACGUGUAGAAAUAAGUUUUAAAGUGGGAAGAAAUGCCAAAACUGUACUAUCUUUAGCUGUUUCUGUUUCUGUGUGUGCAAUAUUUGCGAUUAAAUUGUGUCGCAGCUUCACCCAGAAGGUGUCUGGUUAGAUACCCGCUUGUAUUUGGCAAUAUCUUUCAGCGAAAUUCCAUCUAUGCUCAUCUAGAUCAGCAGAUAUGCACUCACCGACAAAUAAUUCGGUGAUAUCCAACGGUAUAAAUUGUUCUAAUACCAUUUACUAUGGCGUGUAUGUGCCUAUUGAUGCUAAGGACUACAGUGAAGGACCCUAUGUCUUCCAAGAUAAAGUUGAAGCUUUGAAAUUGGCAAAGAGGAAUAAAAAGGCGCGGUUCAAAGCCUUCCAAUUCUAUCAUGAAGCUGCAGAAUUUGCAAUGAAUGGCUCAGAAUGUCCUAAUAACAACCAUACAAUAACAGGAUUAUUCACUUCUAAGCUAUCAGAGACUACACAGACAAUAGGUGAAAAAUCCAGUCCUUUCAAAGGACCUAAACCUCAAGAGCUGGUUGAACUUAGGAAAGCAAUAGAGUCAGGCAACUAUAAGUUUGUCAAAGAGACAAUUUGGCAGAAUCCUAGGUAUUUGGUUAGUAAUGGAGAUACACCAUCAAUUCUACAGGAGGGACCUAGGUAUAAUGCACUCCAUGUGGCAGCAAAAUCAAAAAACGCUGAAAUAGCGGAACUGAUACUAUCCACCAUUUCAAACACUGAAUUCAUAAAGCUGUUGUAUGGUGACGAUAACCAGCAGAAUGCCGAAGAUAGAACUGCCGUUUUGUUGGAUUUGUACCUCAAUACUCCAAACAAGGGCUUGAACGAGACUCCACUUCAUUUUGCCGCGAAACAUGGUGCUGCGGAAGUCGUGGAGCUGCUUGUUUCAUAUCCACAGUGUGAUAAAAGUACCAGAAAUAAAUUCCAUAAGUCAGCUGCAGAGAUUAUUUGCGAACGCGCAGACGGUAACAAUAUACAAGCUGUGAAAAAUAAAAUUCAGUUAUUACUUCAGGAUAGUUAUUAUGUACCUGUUCUAAGAGCUGAAGACAAUAGUCUACCUCCAACAGUUGGCGAACCUUUUUCUCCCACUACACCACCUGUACUUAACAAAGAUCCCCUCAGCCCUAGGCUGGAAAUUCAUGCCUAUGCGGGGCCAAUGGAUAAAAAAGAAGCUCAGGAAUUCAGAAGAGUGUGGAAAACACCGCCGCGUACUUUGAAUUUUAAUUCGCCUAGCAGGAAACCAAAUGAAAAUGUCAGUGUCACUUCAUUGAGGUAUAAGGAUCCUGACAAAGGUCUCGAAAGGAUAGGCAAGAGGUUGGCCAAAGACUAUGAUGUUAGCUGGAAAGAGUACUGGUCAUUUCUCGGAAGUUUUGUAGACAUUACAUCAGACGAAGGCCUUCACUUACUAGAAAACUACUUUUCCAAACGGUUCUCGGCUCUGAACCUUUCGUGUAACUCGGAAUCGUCAAACGUCGAUCUGAAUUUGUCAAAAGCCGGAUGUAUUGAGUCCUAUAUCCAAUUUGUGUUCGGCGUUUACGGCGGCUUGUAAUCUGAACGACAGCAUGGAUCUUAAAGUUGACAACGAGUCAUUGACGUAUAUUGACAAAGCCUGUCAGGUGUUUGCAAACAGGAUAUCAAAUGACAUUCUGCAUAUCUUGUGCAACGAGGAUAACAUUCUGCCAGUGCUCGAAGUGGAAAUAAAACAAUUGGAAUACUUGAUAACGAGCUAUAUGGAAGAUGAUAGGUUUUCGACUGUGAACUUCCAAAAAAUUCAUUCACGUCUUGGCAGCCUGGUCGGGCAAAAAUUAUGCAACAAUAUAAAGGAAGAAGCGCGGGUGUUUCUGUGUAGCAAAAUAGAAAAUGUGCUCGAUGUCAUCACAAAGAGUGUCGAUUGCUUCUCUUCGGAUGAUGAGGGGCACAAUUUCAUGGAAUGCUCCGAAAAUAGGUAUGUUCAGUAAAUUACAAUUUACCGCGCAAAACAUAUGGCGAAAGGGUUGAAUUUGUAGUAUGUUGUAUGUUGUAUCGAGGACCAAAUGUGAGGAAUAUAAGUAUCCAGUAGUAUAUUAUUCUCACCAUCCUCUGUAUAUGUUUUAGCAGAGAUGACUUUUCUCUACCUGUCAAACAAUUCAAAUCAUAAUAAACAUUCUUUGCUUCCAACCAUCCCAUCAAAGUCAGCCACCA
This is a messenger RNA of Acanthoscelides obtectus, 2392 nucleotides long. NCBI's taxonomy places the organism in Eukaryota, Metazoa, Arthropoda, Insecta, Coleoptera, Chrysomelidae. The record is from the annotation of a GenBank genome assembly.